Messenger RNA from Fusarium coffeatum, 816 nucleotides. RefSeq lists its product as uncharacterized. The record is from RefSeq and is a predicted model, not a curated record. The transcript has 4 exons. The coding region runs from base 1 to 816 and encodes 271 amino acids. Lineage: Eukaryota; Fungi; Ascomycota; Sordariomycetes; Hypocreales; Nectriaceae. Gene Ontology annotation, biological process: transmembrane transport. Gene Ontology annotation, molecular function: transmembrane transporter activity. Gene Ontology annotation, cellular component: membrane.
AUGCAAGUUGCUGAUACAGCUUCUGCUACUCUUGUCGCCUUUCCUCUGGGGCUUCUCGCAGAUCGAAUCGGCCGUCUCCCUGUACUCGGCGCAAGCAUCUUCAGCAUGCUCCUCUCUCAAGGUUACGCCAUGUUCAUAUGCUGGCAAUCAGAAACGAUACCACUAGAAGCGAUAUGGGGCAUCGGUGCUCCGUUGCUCUUUGGUGGAGGCAGAAGUGUUGCUGAAGCUAUGGUGUUUGCCAUUAUCACGGAUAUUUUACCCGAAAGCAAGCGGCAAGUCUUAUCAACGUGGUUUCAAUGGGUUGUCGCGUCUGUUCUCAGUGCGCAACUUGUAGGGCCUGUGCUGUCUGGCAAGCUAGUUCAGUCAUCAAUAUGGACGCCGCUCUUCUUGUCCCUGGGCUUAGUAUUUGCUGGUGGUCUACUUCUCAUCGCAUUCACACCGGAAACGUUGAACCAAGUACAACCUCAAGACCAUGGUAUCACAAGAAUUGACCCGUAUACCUACGGUCUCGAGUCGGACGCCCUCAACUUCGAGUUACCCAAGAAAAUGUCAGCACUCAAGACGGUCAAGACAAUGUUUUCCAGGCCUCUGAUCUGGCUUCUGCCCGGUGCCGUCUUGACGAUACCACUGGCGACCAUACAAACCGAUAUCAUCAUCCGGCUGAUGCCCAUGCAAUUCGACUGGCGUCUCGACCGUUCUGUCCUUAUCGUAUCGCUACGGAGCCUUGUAACGGAUGCCUUUUUGUUUGGCAACAGUGGUAGCGUUCUUGAUAACCCUAACAACCUGGCUGGUUCCGACGAGGUUGCUUACGACUGA